This is a messenger RNA of Anopheles gambiae (African malaria mosquito), 11135 nucleotides long. RefSeq names its product GDP-Man:Man(3)GlcNAc(2)-PP-Dol alpha-1,2-mannosyltransferase (gene Alg11). Gene Ontology annotation, molecular function: GDP-Man:Man(3)GlcNAc(2)-PP-Dol alpha-1,2-mannosyltransferase activity. The coding region runs from base 206 to 1642 and encodes 478 amino acids. The record is from RefSeq and is a predicted model, not a curated record. Gene Ontology annotation, biological process: protein N-linked glycosylation. Gene Ontology annotation, cellular component: endoplasmic reticulum membrane. Lineage: Eukaryota; Metazoa; Arthropoda; Insecta; Diptera; Culicidae. The transcript has 3 exons.
AGCAACCGUUCUUGCUCACCGACUGUCAUGUGGCGUCAGGCACGCAGCUCCCACGUAGAACAUUCCGCGUCAUUGCUGCAAGCGAUCGAAACCAGGUGCGAUGUGUGGUGCGAUUCAGUGUUAAAAUAAACAUCAGCCAAAAGUGUUGAGGACAGCACAUCAAUUGCUUGUGGCCGUAAUCGAACUCUCGUUGUUCGGCUCAGCAAUGUUCUGCUGGUGCAGCUUCGUCUACGUCCUGUUCUUUCUGGGCUCAUUCUUGGCAAUCGGCCUGCUGACGGUGUGUUUGCUGUUGCGACAGCUCAUAAAAUUCCAACGCCGGAAGCGGACCGAUCCGUCCGUCAAGCAUGUAGCAUUCUUCCACCCGUACUGCAAUGCGGGCGGUGGCGGCGAACGGGUCCUGUGGUGCGCCAUCCGGGCGCUGCUGACCCGGUACGAAAACAUCAAACUGUUCGUCUACACCGGCGACACGGAUGCGAAGCCGGCCGACAUACUAGCCAAGGCGGAGCGUAGCUUCAACCUCAAGCUGGCGGCGGAUCGCAUCACCUUCGUGUACCUCAGCAAGCGCUGCUGGGUGGAAGCGUCCAAAUACCCGCACUUCACACUGCUCGGGCAAAGCUUGGGCUCGAUUGUGCUCGCGUUUGAGGCGCUGCUCAAGCUGCAGCCGGACGUGUUCAUCGACACGAUGGGGUACGCAUUCACGUAUCCGGUGUUUAGCUACUUCGGUGGGUGCAAGAUUGGCUGCUACACGCACUAUCCCACCAUCAGCACCGACAUGCUGCGGCGCGUCCAGUCGCAGACGCAAUCGUUCAACAAUCGAGGCUAUGUGGCGAAGAACCCGUUUGCCACGUGGCUGAAGAUCGUGUACUAUCGGCUGUUUUCGCGCAUUUACGGCUGGGUCGGGCGGUGCGCCGACACGGUGAUGGUGAACUCGUCCUGGACCGAGAACCACAUCAUCUCGCUGUGGGAUGUGCCGUACAAGACGCACCGCGUCUAUCCGCCGUGCGAGGUGUCGCAGCUGAAGCGGCUAGAAUCGCUGACGGACGAGCGGGACGAGCAGAUCAUCAUCCUGUCCGUCGGCCAGUACCGGCCGGAGAAGGACCAUCCGCUGCAGCUGCAGGCAAUGUACGAGCUGCGCACGCUGCUCAACAACGACGAGGCGCUGUGGAACCGGCUGAAGCUGCUGAUCGUCGGCUCGUGCCGGGACGAGGAGGACCGGGUGCGGGUGAAAAACAUGCAGGAUCUGGCGAAGCAUCUGUCGCUGGAAAACGCGGUCGAGUUCCGGGUGAACGUGCCGUACCGGGAGCUGCUCGAGUGCUACCAGCGGGCCACGAUCGGGCUGCACUGCAUGUGGAACGAGCACUUCGGCAUCAGCGUGGUGGACUGUAUGGCGGCCGGGCUGAUCAUGGUCGCGAACCGCUCCGGCGGACCGCUGAUGGACAUUGUCGAAACGUCCGAGGGCAGCCAGAACGGCUACCUGGCGUUCGAUGCGUACGAUUAUGCGCGCUGCAUCGCCAACAUACUGUACAACACGCCGGAGUACAAUGCGCGCAUCCGGGAGGCGGCCCGCGCCUCGGUCGAACGGUUUUCCGAGAAGGAGUUCGAGAACGGAUUUCUGCGUGCGAUUUCACCAAUCAUGGAUUGAAGCUUCGCACAGCACCGUUGUACCCCAAAGCUCAAGAACCUCUGUAUACACAACGAAGGACUUUCGGAGUUAGCUUUAAUUGCUCUGUUGCAUCGUUUCUUCAUCUACAUUGUAAAAAUGUUAGCAGCAACGAGAUCGACCAGCGUACAUGUGGUGAGCGAAAGUAAUAUCUAUGUGCAAUCAAUUUUGGCGACCGCGCACAAUCUUGUUAUUAUUAUUUUUGAAUUUAUUUGAUUUAUAUUGUUCUUUAACCGUGCAAAAGAUGUGAUAUGUAGUAUAUUUUGGAAGUACUGGUAUAAUUUCAGCGUUACAAUAUUCAGAUUAGUCCUUCGAAAUGUCAGCGAAAGCCUUAAGCUUAUAAUAUUUGAUAAUUUUUCUGCAUGCUCGAAAUAUGAUAGAUCCGGACACACGAAAUUAAGCUUAACAUUGAAGCUAUAUGGUCAGACCUUGAAGUAUUUUUUGUGGAUAUUUGAAGGACAAGCCGAGUCCCUUCUGGCAGCAUUGGUUAACGAUUUUUCGAUAAAUACCUACCUGCAUUUUGAGCAGGGUAAGAUGUUCAAGCAGUUAUUACUGCAAUAACUUUCCUUCUUUCAUCAUUCUGUUCUCUCAGUUCUGUUCAAGGUUAUUUUUAACCUUUCGUUUCGUUUACAUUAUGCAGCCCUUUGCCUACCCGUGAACCCAUGUACUCUAUGGAUAGUGAGCGUACAAUUCGAAUUACAAUUCGAACAAAAAUAAUUCAUGUUUUUUAUGUGUGCGUUUGUAACCAGCACUGAAGCGUCGUGAUUAUUUACGAUCGUUGACCAUAAUUUUUGGUAUGGGAUAUUCCACUCCUUUACACUCGAUAAUGUGUUUCCCAUCGCUUUUUUUCUACGAUGUUCAAGGCAAUACUUCGUUCCUUGAUGUCUACGUAAUGAGAAAUGAACAAUGUGUUCGUAGCUAUGUGUAGCUUUGUUCAGUAGGGUUCUAAGUUUUAGUACUAUUGGUAUGGGGAGCCACUGAACCACUGUCUCCACAUCAAUGAUAGAACAUUCGAAGACAUAUGCUCUUCGUGCUCAAGGCAAUGUUUUUCGAGAAUAUUUAUUACAUUCACCUGAACAUGUCCAUGGACAUGGCGAUGUGCCUAAACGUAAAAAUCCUUUUUUUUUUAAUUCUUUCUACAUCCAUUUAAAAGUGAUAUACCAUGCUCAUUUCUAGAAUAGUAGCCGUACUAAAUCCUUCAUCAUUAAGGUUUAGGAUGUACCGUUCUUACGUGUAACGUUCUUUAUCGCUUGUGUCAUUUAUUUAUCUGAUUUUUAACAGCAGUUUAUUUGUCCGUUUUUUCCGUUCCGUAGAAGUAUUCUAAUCGCUUUUCACCAUUGGUGUCGCCAGAGAUAUCUUUUUUCUGUUCUCUUUCCGUUGAUGAUUCGUUCACUAGUUAUCUUGUGUCGAACGCAAUGUGUUUUAUUUAUUGAAAGUCUUUCAAUUCAUGAACCUCUUUCUUUAGCGCAAAUAUCUCACUAUGUUCUUCGUUACUGGAUUCUAGUUUUACGCUACAUGCAUUUAUCUUCGCUCCACUUGAGGCAGGAAUGGGUAGAGAGAUAAAUCAAAACUCUUUAAAUAAGGAGUCGAUAGAUGUAGUCGUUGUAAGUUAACCUAGUGCUGCAAUCAAGUGUGGAAUGAUUGUAACAUAUUUGACGGGUUUUAAAGACAUACUUAGAAUUAUUAUUAAUUAGGUUACUGGAUACCGGUAGCCCAACGCCUUUUAUAAUUCAAAACUUCUUGCUACAGGAAGCGAAAAUCGCGUAAAAGGCGUAAACCUUAUCACAUUAAACAUACUUAUAUUAAUAUUACUAGUUACGCGUGACUGCGUCUGAUUGGUGAAUGUAGUAGUUUUCGAAGUUUGAGCAAUCUAGGUAUCCUGCCGGUACGCAUCGGAAGAGUAAGAAGUAAUUUGUCCGCUUCCAUAUGUACAAUACGUGCAGAUUGUAGCGUACAUUGCAUACUUAAAUAACAACACGUUCAAGUAGCGCGUUCAUCUCCCGAUCCAUGCAUUUCGAGAUUUAAGACAAAGCUUUUUUGUUGUACGACAUUCGAGUGUUUGAUGGGUUUUAAAGAGAUAUUUGGAAUUAUUAUUAAUAAGGUUACUGAUACAUGAUUUUUGUUCUUAACGAAAUUGGACAAAUUGGAUCGUCUUGCGCUUUCGUUUGAAUAAUCAGGCUCUGAUACUCGGUACAAUGUUUACCUCGACCCAUUGUUUCACGUAGCGACUAACGCGCACAUCCUGGUUUGCCAAAUAACACUUAACUGUUCGCGAUGUGUGCUUUGAGUCGUUAUCAUGCUGAAAGAUGUAAUGCUCUUCGCUUCCGAAUGUUUCUCGAGCGUAUGGCUACAUCUUACGACUAAUUCUGUGUUUCUGUACUAAGAAUUAUUAUUAAUUAGGUUAUUGGAUACCGGUUGGUUUUCGAAGUUUGAGCAAUCAAGGUAACCUGCCUCCUGCCGAUACGCCUCGGAAGAGUAAGAAAUCUCCUCUGAUACUCGGUACAAUGUUUACCUCGACCUAUUGUUUCAUGUAGCGACUAUUUCUCUCCGGUUAGAUUUUGUGUUUUACUUUCGCUUUCUGUUUUCUGUCAGUUAUGCUGACGUGUAUUCUAAUUAGUCGGUUGCGCGUCCGUCUCAACACGCAACGCACACGAAAUGCACGUCUUGGCCCAAGCUAUUGCGCAGCUAUCCCAAGCACACACAUACACGUCGUUCGUAGGAAUUUCGUCAACAGCAAAUUCCCAGUCGCAUACACCUUUAUCCUCCAAUAUCACGUUCUCCCGUUUCUUUUCUUAUCCGCGUUUUAAAAUCUGUCAGCCACGCAGCAAAAUCCACUGAGCCAUCUGCACAAAACGCCUCUGUACGCGACGGGUGGUUCAACAAUACUAUAUUUGGACAUCACUCUUCAGGUAUAAUUCUUAGAGCACGAGGGUGGAGUUUUCGGAUGUUUCCUGAAUAUCACUGAUGUUUCAGGUAGAGGACAAACACAACUGAAUUAAUUACACAUUUCACUUAGUUUUGCAAAUCGAGACUUGACCGACAAAGACUUAACAGCACCACUUCACAACUGCACGUACUGUGCGUAACUGUGAUUUUAACUGUCUCCGACUGUCUGUAGCAUCUGUCAAUGUGUUUUAAACUAUCAUGCAGUUGUUUUAAUCUUUCUACUAGUAGUUCUAUUUUUGUUUCAUUAUUCAUCAUAUUAGUUUAUAAAUUAAGAGUUAUGCAGUACCUUGGAGUUCUCGUAGAUGGUGUCCUGUCCGGUGUCCGGUGUGAUCCACUGUCCCUAGGUUCAGGGAUGUCUUCUCUCACCUCCCUGUCGGACAGUGAGCCCGUUUGAAGGUUAUUAUGUGCAGCUUUCGCUGCUUUUGUCUUACGUCGUUCCGUUAAAGUCAAUAGUUACAGUUGAUCCAUCAUAAGGUGUGUUUCAAUAAGGAUCAUAUGCAUCUGCAUCGAUUUGGUUAUGUUUUUACCUUUCGAGGCACGUUUAAUUAGUCGCAUGGUAACCUUAUGCAGCCUUUUACGCUCUGCCUCUUCAUGCAGCAUAGCCGUCAUGUGGUGUAGCUCGUUCCACUUGUUUUCCAUAAUGAUGAUAUGUCUUUUCUGUCGUUCCCGUAUUUAUAGCACUUUUGUCACCUCACUUUUAAAUGUUUUUGUUAUACUUAUUUCUUUUUCUGGUGAUUCACUUUUUCGUAGUUUUUCUGCUUUUGGUUUAACCUUUUCACUCCUCUAUAUGGCUGUUUAUUUCCAUGUUUUUACUUUCGCUGUCAUUUGCAGUCGCAACCACAGUGCUCCAUAACAAAUGAGCUCUCACUAGUAAACCUUGCACUUCGUCCAGCGUGAUGGACAGGUUUUUUGAUUCAAUGAAAAUAGUUACUCCUAUUUCAUGCAAUUCUGCUUUUAUAUAUUCCCUAAUGCAUGGCCUAUCGAUGCGUGCCUUGAUCAUGUGCAACAUCCAGUUUAUGGUUUGUACUAGCUCGAAUUCAAUUGUGUCAUCCAUCCUAAUUGUCUAUAUAUUUUCAUUUUACACUUUUCUGCUCGCUUUAACUCGUUUUAUUGUCUUUUACUUUGGCAGCGAUAAAAUUUUUAGUGCUCUAUCGUGAGCCUGUUUUGAUAAAAACUUGUAUAUAGCCUUUAACACUUUACACACGAUUAUAACUGAGAGUAAAAUUAUGAGGAUGUUUAUUUUAGCAUCUUGUGAUAAAUGCUGUUCCGUGUGUAUGUUUUGAGUUUGUAUAAUUGUUAGAUCCUCAUUGCCUUUUAUUUUCGUUUACGGCUUGGCAUUACCACUGCCCAUUAUUAUAUUGUAAUCACUGUCUGCUCUUUUAUAUCACUUGUCACUAACUUACUGUACUAGUGGCACUAGUGCCGACGCGAUCUUAAUAAUUUCUACUGGCGAAGUCAUUGUUCGUGUAAUGUUAUCUUGAUUUUUUUUUUCGUGAAACUGGAUGAGUUCCGUUAAUUCACAGUAGAUUUUCCUACUGCUUCGUACCAGAUUAUUUAAUUCCUCUUCCCUUAUUUUCCCUUCAAGUCUGACAAGGUCGAUCUGUAAUUUUUCGUACCCGUCGCUAAUUUGUUUUUUAAUGAUUCUAAGCUGACACGACCUAAAAGUUUUUGCAAUAUCUUUCAGCCGGUCUUUAAUGGUUUCUAGGUUUGAAAUAUGUUCAGUUAGUGAAGAUGCCAUGAAAUAAUUUGACUACUUUUUUUUUCUUUAGUUAUCUAUAAUUUCAUUUAUUGCGAGAGCCUUAACGUUUUCAACUGUGGCUGCCGCAGUAUCUAAACCUCCUUUUCUCGGUGUAGCCCUCUUACAGAAAAUGACGCUUUCUGUAGACGCAAGAAUCUUUGAAAGGGUUACCUUCUCGUGUUGAUUGAACAUCCAUUGCACGAACUGCAGUGCUUUCCUGUAGUUACUGCGUGCUGCUUGCUGUUGUUUUUUGAUAUUUGCUCGCAUCUCGUCGGGGCUGUUUUCUGCGUCUGGUUUCGCUGUCGCUUCCAUCUUGCAGAUGCUGCCUCGGCUUUGAAGGGGAGCCUUAACGAUUUCAACUGUGGCUGCCGCAGUAUCUAAAGCUCCUUUUCUCGGUGUAGCUCUUACAGAAAAUGACGCUUUCCGUAGACGCAAGAAUCUUUGAAAGGGUUACCUUCUCGUGUUGAUUGAACAUCCUUUGCACGAACUGCAGUGCUUUCCUGUAGUUACUGCGUGCUGCUUGCUGUUGUUUUUUGAUAUUUGCUCGCAUCUCGUCGGGGCUGUUUUCUGCGUCUGGUUUCGCUGUCGCUUCCAUCUUGCAGAUGCUGCCUCGGCUUUGAAGGGGAGCCUUAACGAUUUCAACUGUGGCUGCCGCAGUAUCUAAACCUCCUUUUCUCGGUGUAGCCCUCUUACAGAAAAUGACGCUUUCCGUAGACGCAAGAAUCUUUGAAAGGGUUACCUUCUCGUGUUCAUUGAACAUCCAUUGCACGAACUGCAGUGCUUUCCUGUAGUUACUGCGUGCUGCUUGCUGUUGUUUUUUGAUGUUUGCUCGCAUCUUGUCGGGGCUGUUUUCUGCGUCUGGUUUCGCUGUCGCUUCCUUCUUGCAGAUGCUGCCUCGGCUUUGAAGGGGUUGUGUUUGUUCUUUUGCUUUGCUGCGUUGAUUCUUCCGGCUGGGCGCUGAUGCUUCGCUUCCUGUGCUGCUCGGGUUGGAAUGCGCACUUUUCACUCACUCACUUGGUAUUUAUACCUUUUUAUUUUGGCAGUGACAAAACUUUGAUGGCUUGUUUGUGUGCCUGUGCUAUAACCAUUUUGUACAAUGUUUUAAAUAACUUAACCACACAAAUGAUGACCAUAAGCGCCAGAAUCAAAUUUAGUUUCAGUUCGUGGUCUUCGUGUUGCUCAGUGCGAUCGAUCCAUGACAAAUUGGAUCGUCUUGCGCAUUCGUUUGGAUAAUCAGGCUCUGAUACUCGGUACAAUGUUUACCUCGACCUAUUGUUUCAUGUAGCGACUAUUUCUCUCCGGUUAGAUUUUGUGUUUUACUUUCGCUUUCUGUUUUCUGUCAGUUAUGCUGACGUGUAUUCUAAUUAGUCGGUUGCGCGUCCGUCUCAACACGCAACGCACACGAAAUGCACGUCUUGGCCCAAGCUAUUGCGCAGCUAUCCCAAGCACACACAUACACGUCGUUGGUAGGAAUUUCGUCAACAGCAAAUUCCGAGUCGCAUACACCUUUAUCCUCCAAUAUCACGUUCUCCCGUUUCUUUUCUUAUCCGCGUUUUAAAAUCUGUCAGCCACGCAGCAAAAUCCACUGAGCCAUCUGCACAAAACGCCUCAAUUCCCUCUUCCACGUCCCUAAAGGAGUAGGGCUGCUGCACUAUGCUCGGCUCUUCCUUCGGUGCUGCAAUGCUAGCUGCCGCUUCAGAUUUUUCAUCCACAUCAUGAUAUUGAUCCAUAGUAGAAACAUCCGCGCUGGACAUUUCUUCACUUUCUACUAGUAAUCUAGCCAUUUCUUCUGUGGUUCCCGUUGAGGGCAACCCUUUUUGCUGGCACCUUUUCGCUAGGCCAGUCUUCGUGAAUUCUUCACACAGAUCAAGAAUGCGCUGUUCCAGCUCAUCCAUUUUUGAUCGGUCAACUUGUUUUGCCAAAAUCAAUCGGUCACAGGAACACUUUCCUUCACUUUGACUGAUUCCGCUCACCUCACACUCACAGCCAAAUCGAGUUAAGUCAAUCGGUCACAGGAUCACUUUUCCUUCACUUUAACUGACUUUCAGUCCACUGAACCGAAAUUUGAGUCUAACUCUGAUCACUAAAUCAAUUAGUCAUGGGAUCACUUUUCCCUCACUUUAAUUGAUUUUCUUAGAUCAAUCUACUCAACGUUGUAAUCACUUUUGUCUGGAUGUUCAUCCCACAAGCUACACGUAAAACCACUGUUGUCUAGAUGUUCAUCCCACAACUACACGUAAAACCACUGUUGUCUGGAUGUUCAUCCCACUUCUGACAUCAAAUGUGGAGUUUUUUAUUCGAUUUAAGACAAAUAACUCUUUAUUGAUGACUUCAGUUCACAACAUGUUAAUCGCUUCGCGGUCCGAAUUCAACUCCCCGCGCUUAACCCGCGCUCCCGAUUUUAACGCUGCUCUCUCGCAACUCGUUCCUAGUUCGUUCUCGUUCUCCUGAUCUCGCUACCGUUAUUUCUCUCUCCCUACCACUAGCGCUUUUCCUUUCUUACAUAUAUUAACCCUAAAUUUAAACUAGAUUUUAACGAGUUUUUACCCAAAAUUGAAGUCAAGUGCUUCCGACGUCAUUAUUGCGUCUUUGUUUGUUAUUCUUUUUUUGUCUGAACAAUACCGACUCCACAGCCGAUACCAAUUAUUUACUCACCAUAAUUACAUAAUCUGAUUUCUAAUAAGCCUUUAGGCUCAAUGUCUUUAUAAAAUAUAAAAACAUUUACGAAAGUGCAGUGCGUUACAAUAUUUCACACGCCUUUCAUCCCUUCGGUGUGUACACAAGUGAGGUCAGCACCGAACAGUGGUAAGGCCACAUAGUGGUCACCACAACUUAUGCCAAUCCUCUCAUGUCGUCCACUGAAAGUAGGAAUAGCACAAAUGGCAACGACGUCUGCACUACAACAGACGCAUUCACUAGUAUGGGUGUCAUUGCGUCUUCGUAUAGCACGCGAAAUUCUUGAUAAGUCGCGUUUUCACUUUGAUGAUCACUUGCUGAUAAGCUUUUGAACAACCGUUGAUAUGAUAUGAUCCAGAAACUGUACAUUUGCAUCUUCCACCGCCCUUUGAUAAACUCUCAACCAUGUGUUGGAUAAUUCACUUUCUUCGUCAGCGGAUUCACGCGAAAUUCUUGAUAAGUCGCGUUUUCACUUUGACGAUCACUUGCUGAUAUGCUUUUGAACAACCGUUGAUAUGAUAUGAUCCAGAAACUGUACAUUUGCAUCUUACACAGCCCUUUGAUAAAUUCUCAACCAUGUGUUGGAUAAUUCACUUUCUUCGUCAGCGGAUUUUUGCGAAGCGUCCCUUCUUCCACUUACUUCGUCGUUUACUAUUUGUCACAUAUGAUCAGUUUGAGUCCAUUUCCUCGAAAUGCGCUUCUGCUGCAUGUCCCUCAUCUGACUUGCUCCUUGCAGAUUUUUUAAAGAUGUGGCCAAAUUUGUUACCCUUCCAACACUUAGGACCUUGCAUCCUUUACAUGAUAGUAAUAUUGCGGUUCUUAAAAUAAAAUUAUUCUACCUCUCGCAGCAUUACUGUCUUUCGCGAGGUUCACGGCCUCUACUGUUUCAUCUGCUUUGGAAAUAGGCUCCACAGCGUCCCACAGAUCCUCGAUCUCUAGAAAGAUUUCCUACAAAUUUCCACGUUGAUCGUUGACCGACUAGUCGUUCGAUAUCGGUGCUCGAUUCCCAACCAAUUUGAUACGUUAAUAAUUAUACCAGUACCAUUCCAAAAUUAUAUACAACCGAAAUAAUCUCCUUAAUUUCAGCACGUUUAAUAUAUUAAUCUGAAAAAAACAACAUGUAUAUUAAUAUUAAAACCAAGUUCAGUUUCGCUUCUUCUCAAUAUCAAAGCUCCUGUACGACACUUCAUGUGAGUGUUUUACGUAUUAAAUCUUAAAAAUAAUUAUUUCGGUCGCCAAAAGAUUGCACAUCGGUCUAAGCUGAAUAGAAUUGCCGGUUACAUUUUCAUUAAGAACAGUUUUUUUUAAUAUACACGAUGCCUGCCUUUAGUGCUGUUACAGUAUAUAAGCUUUAAUACCACAUAUCGGGGUUUUCCGAGUUUGGCGUCACGUUUUGCUAUCGCCUCGUAUGACGAGCGAAUUAGCUGGACGUAUCCACUAUAAUCAUUUGAAAAGCGUCCGAGACGCUUACACAACGUUCCCGAUGAUGCCCCUUCUAUUAAUACAGAAGAUUUAAGCAACGGGUCGUUCUUCUCUGCACUUGGCGUUGAAGACAUAGCCCGGGGUUGGAAUGCGACUGCUUGAGCAGCAGUGUCUUCGCGGUCGAUCGGUUUUCCGACUGAUUUCGCCAGGCCGACGGGUUUCCUAUUCUGAGUGCGCGGAGGUACGUCGUCUGGGUUCGCAACCGGUUCUUUUGCACGGAUCGUGCGUGGGCGGGGGUUCGCUUUAGGAUUCAUAGCGGGGGGUUUGACUACUAGUCGAGGAACCGAUUUUCAACUGAAUCUGAUUAAAAAUGAUGGUUUUAUUUUACCGGCGAUAUAAUAUAGUCUCCCCUCUAGCAUAAGACGGUAAACUAGACUUUUAUUUGGAGCGUUCGUGCUCUAUAAUCAACCAAAAGUAAAUUGUAAAUUUAAAAAUGUAAAAUUACAUUUCUGUCGAAUUAGGUGAAGUCUAAUUAGGCCGAAUUAGGCUAGUCGAAUUAGGUGAAGUCAAUUGGUGUUAUAAAGUGAAAUUUAUUGUAUAGUGUUUUAUUUAAUUGUAUAGAAUUCGCGCAGGUUUAAAACUAAAAUUUUGAACUGUAAUCUAUAAUAAAUAUUUAAAAACGAUAAUUAAAAA